AUGUUUCACACAUCGACCCAGCGCGAGCACUGGACAUUUUCCUCGAAAGAUGACCUCUUCACCCUUCGAGAAAGGGUCAACGAAAACUACCGGUCGAAAAUGAGCUCACGAUUGAAGCUAGGGCCCUCUCAAUGGCUUGCUCCAGAUGAAGAGCUCAAAUAUAUAAAGUAUUAUGAAGGAAGACUUCAAAGUUUCUGCAACCACUUCAAGGUCCCUGUCAAGAACAUAUUCAGCCUUCCUCCGACCGUCAAAGCCACUGCAAUCGUUUACUUCAAGCGUUUUUACCUCCGGACGUCUGCGAUGGAAUACAACCCGCGUUUUGUUGCUUUUGCAUGUCUCUGGCUCGCCACCAAAGUUGAGGAGUUCAACGUCUCCAUUACAGAGUUUGUCGAGAAUUUGCAGCCGAAGGAUCAAGACGAAUGCACCCACUUCGAGGACAUCAUUUUGUCUCUCGAAUUGCCGAUUAUUCACGCUCUGAAGUAUCACCUGACAAUACAUAAUCCAUACAGACCCCUAGAAGGAUUUCUCAUCGAUCUUCGAGCGAGAUGCGAGGGUCUUCAAAACAGCGAUAUUCUCCGCCAAAAUGCAUAUGCUUUUCUCGAUAAGGUCUUCCGCACUGACGUUCCUCUUCUUCACCCACCAUCAGUGAUCGCAAUUGCCGCUUGCAGACAAUCAGCGAGCGAGAAUAAAGUGUCCAUUGAUCAGUACAUUCUCGGAAAAUUGUUCCCCGAUUCCAAAGAAUCACCAGAAUAUGAGCACUUCAAAACUGCUAUCAAAAAGAUCCGGAGCGCUGUCAAAAAGUCCGACAAAGAGAUUCCGGCCCCAGAAGUCGUCGGUCAACUCAAAGCCAAGUGGGAGCGCUGUCGAAAUCCAGACCUUACUGACGAAAAACUUGUCCAAUUCGUUGACGAUGAUGAUGAUGCUGCUCCAGUUGUUGAAACAAUUUCAAUGGAUGAUCUCGUCGAUUUCUAA
Oikopleura dioica is the source of this 972-nucleotide messenger RNA. NCBI's taxonomy places the organism in Eukaryota, Metazoa, Chordata, Appendicularia, Copelata, Oikopleuridae. The record is from the annotation of a GenBank genome assembly.